Messenger RNA from Fusarium oxysporum Fo47, 966 nucleotides. Its product is annotated as pyrimidine 5'-nucleotidase. Gene Ontology annotation, molecular function: nucleotidase activity. The transcript has 4 exons. NCBI's taxonomy places the organism in Eukaryota, Fungi, Ascomycota, Sordariomycetes, Hypocreales, Nectriaceae. The record is from RefSeq and is a predicted model, not a curated record. Gene Ontology annotation, biological process: nucleotide catabolic process; pyrimidine nucleobase metabolic process. The coding region runs from base 257 to 949 and encodes 230 amino acids.
UUUUUUUUUUUUGAAGUUGCAGUACUUGAAGAUGCAGUAAAGUUGAAAGUAAGAUAUUUUGAUCUAAAGAGUCUGUGAGUAUUUUGGUAUUAAUUUGAUAUACUCUUCUGGUGCUUUGUUGGUUUUGGAGUCCUGGUGGAUUUCUUUCCCUGAUUCGUUAAUCAACCAGUCAACACUUUUGCUCACCAGAGUACUCCCUCCUCAAUUCCUUACCUUAGACUCCAACCCAUCACCUUCACGUAGAUCACCAGCCGCAAUGGAUCAAGCCUCAGAAAAGCCCGUGUUGUUCUUUGACAUUGACAACUGUCUAUACUCACGCAAUGACAAAGUCCUUGAGCACAUGUCCCGCAACAUCGACGAUUAUUUCAAGAAACAUCUCGGCCUCUCCCCAGACGACGCAGAGCGCCUUCACAAGGAUUACUCUCAGCAAUACGGCCAGGCGAUUGAAGGGCUUGUACGCCACCACCAAAUUGACGCGUUAGAAUACAACGCCAAGGUCGAUGACGCGGUCCCAUUGGACGACCUCAUCAAGCCCAACGCACAAUUACGACAAUUCCUCGAGGAUAUCGAUACUUCAAAGGUCAGACUUUGGUUGCUAACUAAUGCAUACGUGAACCAUGGGAAAAGAGUCGUGCGGUUGUUGGGCGUGGAUGAUUUAUUUGAGGGGUUGACGUAUUGUGAUUAUUCUCAGAUCCCGUUUGUGUGUAAGCCGCAUAAGGAAAUGUUUAUGAAAGCUAUGAGAGAAGCUGGAGUCUCUGAUGUUUCGAGGUGUUAUUUUAUUGAUGACUCUCAUAAGAAUUGUGUCGGGGCAAAGGAAGCAGGCUGGACUGCUAUUCACUUUGUGGAGGAUGGACUUCCUGUACCUGAUACACCAGCGUCUCAGCAUCAAAUUCGCCAUCUUGGAGAAUUGCGGUCAUUGUAUCCCGAGUUCUUUCGAGUUAGAAAUUGAUACUGCUGUCUCUAUCA